Messenger RNA from Sphaerodactylus townsendi, 3743 nucleotides. RefSeq names its product E3 ISG15--protein ligase HERC5-like. The transcript is spliced from 22 exons. The coding region runs from base 1 to 2985 and encodes 994 amino acids. NCBI's taxonomy places the organism in Eukaryota, Metazoa, Chordata, Lepidosauria, Squamata, Sphaerodactylidae. The record is from RefSeq and is a predicted model, not a curated record. Gene Ontology annotation, biological process: protein ubiquitination; ubiquitin-dependent protein catabolic process. Gene Ontology annotation, molecular function: ubiquitin protein ligase activity.
AUGCCCAGGCGGCGCGCCCCCUGCCACGGGGCGAUCAGUGGUGCCCCCUUGCCUCCGUCGCUCCUCUUCUUCCCCGAGGCCCCGUUCUUCCAGGAGGACCUGGGCACCCUCCGCCAGAUCAGCUGCAAGCGCGGCUGCCUGUCUGCGGUGAAGAACGACGGGACGGUGGUCGUUUGGGUGGGCGCAGAGGAAGGAGGCGACCCCCAGAGCCACCCUAGGAAACCCAGGCGCAUUAAGCUGGAAAAGAAUGUCAAGGUGAAUUCAGUGGACUGCGAAACCUCUCAUCUACUCAUUCUCUCGUCAGAAGGAAAACUUUCUGAACACAGUGUUGACUUCCAGAACGUUAAGUCAGAACCAAGACUGCUGAAAGGAUUGGGAGAUAAACAAAUGGUUCAAAUUGCAUGUGGCAACUAUCAUUCCAUGGCCCUGUCAAAAGGAGGACAGCUCUUCAGCUGGGGUCAAAAUGACUACGGUCAACUUGGCUUGGGAGGAAAGAUGAGGCCUGCCUGGGUACCACGGCGGGUGCAGGCACUGGACGGCAUUCCGCUGGCCCGGAUCGCAGCUGGAGGAUAUCACAGUAUGGCAGUCUCUCUGUCUGGAUCAGUCUACUCCUGGGGAAAGAAUGCCUUUGGGCAGCUGGGCCUUGGACAUACAGAAGAUAAGCAUUCCCCCACAUAUGUGAAAGCAUUGGAGCAUAAGAAGACAGUGUUCAUUUCAUGCGGAGGAGAGCACACUGCCGUUCUUACAAAGGAUGGACUGGUUUGCACUUUUGGAGCUGGCUGCUAUGGCCAGCUUGGCCACAACUCCACGCGCAACGAGCUGUUUCCACGUUUUGUGGCAGAGCUGUUUGGUGUUCGAGUAUCUGAGGUGGCCUGUGGGAGAUGGCAUACACUUGUCUAUGUUGAAGAUCUAUGGAAAGUCUAUGCAUUUGGUUCUGGAUCUCAAGGACAGCUUGGCAAUGGAAGAAUGUGUGACCAGUUGAUUCCCCUUCCUGUUGACUUUGCUGAGAAGGGUAGGAAAUCCAUCACAGAAGGGAGCGCUUCAGAGGAAAAAAUAAAAGUCAUUGCUGGAGAUAACCAAAGUAUUUUGCUUUUUCUGAAGAAAAAGAAUUCAUAUGCCAGUUUAAACCAGACACUUGCCAGAAUAGAAGAGGAAGAGAUAGAUAAAUGGGUUUCUGAUUUGGAUUCUAACAAAAUACAGUACAAGUUCCAAUGUAUAACCCACUCUUAUCUUUCCAGUCAAGAUGAACAUUUCAGAACAUCCCAGGAAGCUGCAGGUAUAAAUAUGUCUGCUGUGCUCCUUUUCUCAGAUAAGAUUGCAAAAAACCCUGAAGUCUGCACAGAGGUGACAAAUGCUGUUAAAAAGCUUGCACCGUCCCUGCGUUAUUCUGCUAAUUCCCCUGAAGCGCUCAGAGUCUUCCUCAUCCUGCCUGUAAUUUUGAGGAAGAAGGACCACCAAUCGGACUCGCUGCUCAGCCAGUUGGCACAAAUCAUCUUGGAUCUUGAGACAGAAGACAGGCAGAUACUUGAAUCUCUGUGGUCCAGCUUAGACAUCCCAUUCUUCAAGGAUCUAGUGGACAUCUAUCAAAGAAUUUCCAGGGUCAAGAUAUAUUCCAUCAUUGAACAGACGAGAAAUUCUGAGAUGGUAGACACAUACUGGAAUGCACCUAGCCCUCUCCUGAUCCUACAAGUGCUAUAUGAGGUAAAUAGCAGGACUGGUUUCAAGAUCCAGGAAAGGAACUUUUAUGUUCCUGAAGUUAAAGAAAUGCUGUGUGCUCCAAAAUUGAGCCCUACACAAAACUUUGAGCAAUAUACCUUUCAGGUUGUCAUUCAGGUCCCUUGUAUCUUGGAUAUGGAAGCAAAGAUCCUACUGCAUAAUCUAGACUGUGUUUUAUUGAAUUGGAUGUCCAGCUGGCCAAACCUUAGUCCAAACAUAGAACUAAUUGUGAGGAGACAAUAUCUGGUGCAAGAUACGUGGAUGUGUCUAAGGAAUAUGAAAGCAAACCAAUUCCUGCUCUUCUUCCAAGUGUGUUUCAUUGGGGAACCUGGAAUUGAUGAUGGGGGGCCAUCCCAAGAGUUCUUCACAAUCCUUGGAAGGGAACUGUGUGCUCCAGAAGCACAGAUCUUCCAGCUGUUUGAAGAGUCCCAUCUGAUUUGGUUCUCCAGCCAGGUACCAUCAGAGGAAGACGUACAUUUUCUGAUUGGGAAUAUAUUUGGAAUGGCACUCUAUAAUAAGAAGAUAGCUGCCUUCCCUUUCCCUCUCGCUCUGUUCAAGAAGAUGGCAAAUGUUCCACUGACUCUGGAAGAUUUGAAAGAGCUUUCUCCUAUAGAAGGAAGGUGUCUUCAAGCAGUCUUGGAUGAGCAGUAUGAUGACAUCUUAGAAAGCUUGAUGCUGGAUUUCACAGUACUGAAAGAAGAAGGAGGAUGUAAAGUUUCUGUUGAAUUGAAAGAAAAUGGUGCCAACAUUCCUGUCACUAAGUACAACAGGCAAGAAUACGUUGAUGCCUAUGUGAAUUACAUAUUCAACGAUUCUGUUAAAGAGCAGUUUAAGAAUUUCAUGGAUGGGUUUUCAAGAGGCUGCCAAACUAAAAAGUGGAACGUCUUCCUUCCUACUGAGCUCCGCCUACUUCUGCUUGGGCAGACCAAUUACAAUUGGGAACAACUAGAAAAGAAUGCUCGAUACAAUGGCUAUGAAAAGUCAGAUGAGACAAUCAGGAAUUUUUGGGCUGUGUUUCAUGACCUUCCAGAAGAAAAGAAGAAGGAUUUUCUUGCUUUUCUUACAGGAACGAACUGCAUUCCAGGUCUAGGGAUGGAAACGUUCAAAUUUACAAUUUCGGAUGCCAGAAAAGAAGAUCCAGACAAGUGGUAUCCUGUAGCCUGCACCUGUAAUCGAAACCUCAUUCUUCCAAGAUAUAGUAGCCAAGAUGUUCUCCGAGAAAUGUUCCUGUUUGCACUGGAGCACUAUGAAAAGUUUGGUCUGUCAUGAAAUUUGGAUGCAAGGAACGCUGUUUGGAUUGUUGAUUCGAACCUAGUUGAUGUCCUUUUCUGCCUAACUCUUUUGUUUUUGUUCACUGAAGACAACAAAGUAAUCUGAGGAUUUUUCUCUUUGCCACAAGGAGAAUUCUGAUUCUCCCUUUUGGUAUCAGAUUAUGGGGCUCAAGGCAAUGAAUCCUUGUUGUCAAAUACUGUACAGGAGUCCUCGCAGGAAUGUUACAUAUACCAUAUUGAGUUCAGCAGUGGACAAAAGGUGUGAUAUAUAUGUAACUAUUCAAUAUUCAACACAUUGCCUCUGUCAAGAGAAUCCUUCUCAAGAACCAAUCUUUUACGGAGGAAAGACUGUUGAUUAGGGCUUUCCCAAUAUUCAUUCUAAUCUCAUUUAACUGAAUACCUGAACCCCACUUUUUUCCUGAUCUGGUUCUUGCAUCAUUCUUCCCGCUUCUAUUUUAUCCUCCUGUGAGGUAGGUGAGGGUGAGACCCAGUGAACUUCUGCAGCAGAAUGGGGAUUCAAACCUAAUCAGACCAGAGGUGGGAUCCAGCAGGUUCUCACAGGUUCCCGAGAGUAGGUUACUAAUUAUUUGUGUGUGCCGAGAGGGGGUUACUAAUUGGUGAUUUUGCCACGCGAUUUUUGCCUUAGUUACACCCCUCCUCUCAGCAGUAGCGUGCAGAACUUGAAGCAGUCUAGCAGGAGGUGCACCGGUGUGCGUGGCAGCCUGCUUCGGCGCGUAUCUGCUUCCCGCCCAAUGA